Corythoichthys intestinalis (scribbled pipefish) is the source of this 2608-nucleotide messenger RNA. Its product is annotated as dual specificity protein phosphatase 8. Gene Ontology annotation, cellular component: cytoplasm. The record is from RefSeq and is a predicted model, not a curated record. NCBI's taxonomy places the organism in Eukaryota, Metazoa, Chordata, Actinopteri, Syngnathiformes, Syngnathidae. Bases 958 to 1914 code for a protein of 318 amino acids. The transcript is spliced from 2 exons. Gene Ontology annotation, biological process: negative regulation of MAPK cascade; protein dephosphorylation. Gene Ontology annotation, molecular function: protein tyrosine/threonine phosphatase activity; MAP kinase tyrosine phosphatase activity; MAP kinase tyrosine/serine/threonine phosphatase activity.
UACACAUAUACCAUGCUAUUACCGUAUUGGCCCGAACAUAAGACGGUGUUUUUUGCAUUGAAAUAAGACUGAAAAAGAGGGGGUCGUUUUUUAUUCGCGGUCUAGCCGUUAUACCCAUUCACGACGCUAGAUGGCGCCAGAUAUCCUUGAAGCGAUGUUCUGUCAUGACAGUUCUCAGCUACUCUGAAGUUUAACCAGUUUGCAUUAUUUUAUUGCAAUGUUUGAUGGUUUUGUUGUUUUAUCACAAUAGAUUGGUUUAUCUACAUUUCAAAAACCAGAAGCCAUACAUUUAUGAAUGUGAUUGCACUUUAGUUAACAUAUUUAAAUGUUCAGAUAUUAAGAUUUGAAUGCGGCAAAAUAACAUGCUUUUUCUCUUAAAUAUAUUGUUAUAAUCAUUUGUUUCGGAUGUACUGUAAUUAUUUUCUGUAUAAAAAUUAAUUUGGUGUUCAAAAAGUCUUUUUUUCAAACUUGAGUCUUGAAAAAGAGGGGGUCGUCUUAUAAUCAGGGCAGUCUUAUAUUCGGGCCAAUACGGUAUAUACACCAGCAUGUAGUACUGCGAUUAUAGGUUAACGUGUACAAUAUGUGUUGGUGUCCUUUAAUAAAUAUAGACCAAUAAAAUUCAAUAAUCUAAAGUAAAAAAUAGUAAAAUAUAUGAGUUUUUGUACAAAGUAUUGAACAAGUGCCUUCAAAAAUAUAGAAAUAAACAACAAAAACAACGGAUGAAAUACAUAACCACAUCACAGCAAAUGUUAAAGUACAAAAGUGAAUGAAGGUUUUAUUCCUAAAAACUGUUAAUAUGAUUGUAACAGGCAUGAAAAUCUCUCACCUUUCGGCAAAAUUCGCCGUUAUGAAGUCAAAAAGGUUGACCUACGCGAAUUGUGUAGAUCCGAGUAGAAAAUUUGUAAGGGGGGGUCGGUAGAUUAAAAUUUUUUUUUUUUUUUAUGCCGGACGCUUGGUAUGCAAGCUGGGAAAGCGGCACAAAGCAAAAAAGAGCACCAGAGAGGCCAAAACAUCGACUUAUUUCAACAAAACAAAGGAUGGUACAGUGUUGUGUCCUGCCUCUUCAAUGCCAAGCUUGGCUGCACGUCGGCUGUGAAUGAACACCUAAAGCGCCGUAACCCAGUUGUAAUUUUGGAAGACGACAGGAGACAAUUACAAGCUGGCAGAUCGUUUGUGAAAGAGCGCCGGCCCUCCAUUUCGCCAAACUUCAACUUCCUUGGUCAAUUACAACACUUCCAGAGCACCCUUCGUCAAAAAGCCUCCGGCGAUGGCUUCAAAAGCCAGCAGCUGGAUAACAGCUUGCCAUCCAUCAACAUUCCCAAUGUGAAAUACCAAGACAGCGACAAUAGCGGCAGAUCAACAGAAGAGAUGCAAUUAUGCCGAGAGAAUUUCUACCAGCAGAGACAUUCCAAUCCUGACGCGAAUGGAAACCAGCAGAAACUUUGGACUCAUAAUACAAAUCCACAGGAAAUCCAGACACCUUUCAGGGUAUCCAGUCCAACAUCUUGUACCCCGAUGAAAGCAGCACCAAAGCCCACUCAACUCCAACUUCCAGCAGUUUCUGUUUCCCUCUCAGAGAGACGCAAAAGCCUCAGCCUCUCUUUGACCCCCUUGGGGAUCUGCCCUCCCUCGAUGACAUGCGACGGCAAGCAAACGAAGAGCCUCGACUUAUCGAGAGGCGUCAAGACGGACUCGGACGCAAAGACGAUAAGUAGGCACGUGGGCGAGACGCACAAGGAGCAGAGUCCUUUGCAGGAAAAACAAAACGGCUCAGAGGUGAAGGAGCAAGGCCUGCUGUCACCGCUCAGCUGCACACUCAACAAAUUGCUGGACUGGGGUGAGCGUAUGCUGUUGGGUGGGGUAUUUGCCCACCCUGUCAAGAUGGGACAGCCUGCUUUGCCAUAUAGAUGCUGAGUGGGACCAUUAAUUAUGUGCGUUUGUGAUUGUGCAUGUUUCUCCAAAGCAGGGGUGUCCAAACUACUCCCGCUGCACAGUUUUUACUGAAUAUGGCCCCCACAAUAAGCUUGAGUUCAGCUUAAAUUCUGUUGCACUUCUCAGCUUGAACACUAGAUGGAGCAGGUCACUUUAACAGUGCUUCUCCAUUAGCUCAGGAGUCCUAGGAAACCAUGUAGAAUUUCAAUGUGAUAAAUUUGACUAUCUUGAUUGUGAUUUUCUUGACUUUUUUUUUUUGCAAUUGCUGGACAUUUUUUCUGCAAAGUUUUCUUCAGUAUGUAAAUAUAAAUACUUAUUGCAAUAUCAUUAUACCUUUUGAUUAUUUGUUUGGUUGUAGCCAUUAACUCGUUCACUGGCAUCGACAGGUAUUGACAUCAAAUUCAUUUCAACUGGGAAGGCUGGCAUUGAGUGAAAUAAAAGUUUGGACAUCCCUGCUUCAAAGGAAUGACACCACUUAUGUGCACAGUACACACAAGUGGUCUGCAGGAACUCCUUGUUUAUUUAUUGCUGGGAUAUGAGAACGAAUCUCCACUUAUCUGCUGAUUUUGACCCUGUCAUCUUGUCAUUUGUAAGAUGGCAAUAUUUUUAAUGAGCUGUUGCUUUGGCCUGAAUUGUAUAGUGUUUACUGCUGAUUAAAGAUUGAAUUUAAACCACA